GAACGAACCACCAAAAAGAGGGGAAAGCUGGACUUACCAUUGAGUGCGACAUAUAGCUGAACCAUCCAUCGAUGCGAGCGAGGACCUAGCAGAGGAGACCGAUUAGGCUGAGUCGACCAGUUUGAGUUUGGCGGCGAUCCUGUCGAGAGGGACAUAAAACACAGCAGGCGAAACACGUGUAACUUAAAAGCGAACUUCGGUUUGGGGUUGUGGGAAAGGAAAACCCAUCAUAGCAAGCGGUGUGGCUUGUGAGUUAUUGAUUUUUCCUCUGCGCCUCAUCGCAGCAACCCACUUUCGGCUCAGCCCCUUCUCGUUGUCGCGGCCUCCUAUGUUCAUGUUCGGUAUAGUGCAGUGCGUUUAAUAUUCUCGAACUUGGAAUAGUGCAAUUGAACUAGUGGAUUAAAGUGGAUCUUUUGGAUAAAACUGAAUAAACAUGGGUUUACGAAGACGGACCAUCGAUUCCGUGGAAACGGUGCAUCGCGAACCGCAGGUUCAUCGGGAAACUUGGGUUUCCACUAACAAGAUUCUCAACAGUAGCCUCAUUAGUGCGAAGCGCAUGAAUAGUCGGAAUCCAAAUUUCGAUUACGAUGAAACCAAACUUCUCAUUUCUCUCUGGGGUGACCCUCAAGUGCAAAAAACCCUAAUCACGACCCACAAAAAGCACCCGGUAAUCGCAGAUCUGGCCAAAAGAAUGCGCGAACAUGGAUACAAUCGGUCAACGGAGGAAAUUAACACGCGCAUCAAGAACCUCAAGUGUUUCUACAAUCGAAUCAAGAAGGACAUGGCCGCCGGAAUCAUCAAUCAAACCACUUGGAAGCAUUACUCGGAAAUGGACGAAAUCAUAAGCCGACCGGUGUUUGGAAAUGCCCACCGGAUGCACAUGAUGCAGCAGCAAAAGCAGCAGGAAGAGCAGGAGGAGCUCAAGAAGCAAAUCCUGGAACAGCAGGAGCAGAUGCAGCGCUUUCCCGUUAAGCUGGAGGUGAUGAGCGAUGACGAUUCGACGGAGAUUCGGGCGGAGGAUUUGCUGACCAUCGAUACGAAUCCGCCACCGGAUGACGAUGGAGACGCGCUAAAGAAGGAGGAGCUGAACAUUAAGGAUGACUGCGAGAAGAAUGGUCUGGGAGCAUCUGGGGGUGGCGUUGGAGACGAAUACGAUGAUGAUGAUGAAGAUGACGACGAUGAUAGCGACUUUGAUGUGGAAAAUGAAUUCAACGAUGGCCUUGAUGAAAUACUAUCAAAAGCAAGAUCCGCCGUCAAACCAUCAUCUGACCCACCCACAAAAGACCGAUCUAGUCCGCAGGUGACCAUCAAUGGAUCCAAACCCCCAACUCCAGUAGCAUCCGUCAUGACGCCUAAUACUACCGCUACGACCCAGGGAAAGAUAUCCGUUGUUCCAACCAACCUUUUGCUGAAACCUCCCACAUCCAGCGUGAGCAUGAACACCCCCAUACAGAUCUACACUCAACCAACUAUGAGCUUGGGAGCCUCCACAGCGCUCGUUCACACGUCCCAAACGUCCAUCACAUCCACCGCACCCACACCUGGAAUGGCACCAAUGAAACUGUUGCUCGUGAAUACCGUUUCCAAAGAUGGGACAACGAAGCAAAUUCUAACGCCUGCUUCGGAACUUCCCCAGAUGCCACAGAUGCGACCCGCUCCCAUGCUUCAACCGAGGCCUUCUAUCAUUCCAAUCGCACCGAAACCACCCACGGUCAGCAUUCCGGCCAUCAACGUCUCGCAGAAGCCCAUCAGCGUGAUGCCUACAAUGACUGCAGCGCCAAAAGCACCAAAGGCGAUACCAAUUCCAGUGCCGCCGGGAGAAAAGUCUCCUGGGUUCAAGAAAAUGUUCAGCCAACUGGUGGCCGUUCAGCGUGAAAACCUCGCAGUUUCCAGAGCGAGAUUGGCCCUCGAGAAGGAGCGACUCGAGUUCGAAAAACAGAUUGGUGGUCCAUUGGUAGAUGUGGUACGCAGUUUGAGCGGUUUCUUCAACGGCUUCUUGCAGCAACACGCCCAACAAAAGCAUGGUCAGAUCGUCAACGGAAGUAACGGUCAAGAAAAGGGACAACCGGCAGCCAAGAAACGACGAACUGAGGGUAGCGUUGAAAAGCCACAGCAAUCUACGGUUACCACCACCGAUUCUGUGAAAACGGAAGUGAUAAGCGACGAUGAUAACUGAGAGUAGUUAAAAUUAAUUUCUUCGGAUUUAUUCCAAUCGUCGUACAGACCUUUUUUUGUUUUUGUUCCACGAGUUUAUAAUUUAUUUAAUUUAUUGCUGUAGAACUAGCAACAAACUUGAAUUCGAUAACAGUUUGCUGAACUAAAGAGUUAAUAUUUAACACAC
Aedes aegypti (yellow fever mosquito) is the source of this 2341-nucleotide messenger RNA. RefSeq names its product actin cytoskeleton-regulatory complex protein PAN1. Gene Ontology annotation, cellular component: nuclear body. Gene Ontology annotation, biological process: positive regulation of DNA-templated transcription. The coding region runs from base 434 to 2176 and encodes 580 amino acids. The record is from RefSeq and is a predicted model, not a curated record. The transcript is spliced from 2 exons. Lineage: Eukaryota; Metazoa; Arthropoda; Insecta; Diptera; Culicidae.